Danio rerio (zebrafish) is the source of this 5054-nucleotide messenger RNA. NCBI's taxonomy places the organism in Eukaryota, Metazoa, Chordata, Actinopteri, Cypriniformes, Danionidae. The record is from RefSeq and is a predicted model, not a curated record.
UAAAAUGUGCUUUUGUAGGUGUUUCCAUUGUUAGUCAGCAUAAAGGCCAUUUUUAACACCAGCUUGGUUGAAAUUGGUUUAGAGUAGCAAUAACUGAAGUCUGUUUAUAACCGUUGACCUGCAUGACAUUAACAAAACUUGUGUUUGGUUAGUUUGUGUAUAUUUGAUGAUGCAUCUUUUUUUGUUUGUGCCACUGUAUGUGCUUUUUUAAUACUUUAUUUAUUUAGGGGGAAAAAAACAAGAGGAAGAAGAAAAUAAUUACUAAUAAAAAAAAGGGCAGUCCACACGGCCAGACGCCAGCGAGAGCAAAAGUCUCUUCUCCUCCGAGUUUGCCACCUUGUGAACUGCUGACAGGUGCAGCGAGGUAAAGAGACUCACACACCGCAAGGGGCAGGCCAAAACAAGGCACCCACUUCCGUGUCAUGCCGCUGAUGCCCUCCUUAGAGAGGUUGUGUGUGUAACCAUUACAUUCAAAUCGUUUUUCCAACGGGUUUAAUGCUUAGCUGUUACGACUUUUUGGGGAUUUGUUUUACAUUUUUCCCCCUUUCGAAGAAACCCAUUUUAGCCAUCGAAUGGCAUCAUUUGGGCAGCUUCACUGUGCCAACACUGUGAGACUUUGCAUGUUUUUUUGCUGUGGGUGUGCACACCUGACAGGAUUGAACCAGACCAGAAAUACGCACCCUUAACCUUUUUCUGGGUAUGUUUCAGAGAUCAGCUUGGAUUGGGGCCAGCCAGACCCAACACCACCUCUCAUUGUUUCACCCUGCCAGAGACUCUACUGGCUGGGGCAUCACAUGAGCUCCAAAAGAUCGGCAGAACCUAAGUCCGCAAUUUCACUUAUCUUCAAAAUCCUGUUUGCAGGUCAGAGAUAAACUUGGUCGGGCAUGUACCUCCAGGCGCGGGACAUCCCGACAGGUUGGCCAGGAAAGGGUGCCUCUGGUCAGGCAUGACCUGGCGUUUUUUCAGAUUUUAAUGUCUGAACACCUUGAAUGGGAGCCCCUUCUAGGGCCAAACCAGAUGCCACAAUUAGCAGGAUUCUGACACUUUUUGAGGAGCAAAUUUUAAUGUCUGAACACCCUGGAUGGGGCCCCUUUCCAGGCCAAAAAGCAGCUGCCACCUAUAGCGGGAAUCAGAGGCAGAUUUUUUUUUAUGAAAACCCUGGAUGGGGCCUCUUUUCCAUGGCCAAAGUGGCCGCCACCUUAAGCUGGAAUUGAACACUCUUUCUGGGGCAGAUUUUAAUGUCUGAACACCCUGAAUGGGGGCCCCUUUUCCGGGGCCAAAUCAGGCAAUGCAAUUAACAGGAAUUGAACACUUUUUCUGGGGCAGAUUUUAAUGUCUGAACACCCUGGAUGGGACCCCUUUCCAGGGCCAAAGCGACUGCCAACUUUAGCAGGAAUCAGACAAACUUGCUGGGGCAUCACACAAGCUCCAAUCAGCCAGUGGGCAAACAAGGCACAAGAACCAAGUUCAUGUUUUCAUGCGUCGUCAAAAUCUUGUCGGCAGGUCAGAGAUUAACGGGGUCGGGCACGUACCUCCAGGUGCGAGAUAUCCCGACUUGUAGGUGGCCUCCUGUCAGACAUGGCCUGAUGUUUUUGGGCCUGGUUCAACAACUCAACUCAACUCAACAACUCAACUCAGUGAGUGUACUUGCUUCAAUCCGGCUUGAGACCCACCAUCCUCAUAAUGAGAGGUAGACGCACACUAGAAAGAGCCACCAUCCCGAUGCAGACUUAAUCAUUCCAGAGACCCACCAUACCCCAAAAAAGAGCCCAAAUCACUCCAAAUGAGGGUUGGACUCUGAAAAAUCAUUUCCAGACACCAAGGAAGACCCACCAUCCUUAUUCUAUUUGGACUUCCUCCAAACAGUGUAUUUCCUUUACAUUUUCCAGCAUUUUCUCAAGGUACAGUAUAAUGUAUUAAAUGAGUAGACCAUUUCUUCUCCAGUUAUCUUUUUUUAUUUUAGUCACUACUUCAUACCAGAAGCACUGUAUUUUUGGGCAAAUAUAGUUCAAAAGAUUUCUGAGUGUCUUUUAACCCAUUCACACUCUUUGAGUUUUAGGAUUUCUUGUUUAUAUGUAUGUGGUUUUAAUCAUCUUAUUAACGGUCACAGUCACUGCUGGUUUUGCCGUUUAUGUCUACUAGAGGAUUUCCUUUAUCUUUAUCUCCUUGCAUUCCCUAUAUCUUAUCAUCAUAAGUUGUCUUUUUUUUUUUGCAUUUGUAUUUGCUGUCCUUCAGGGAUGAACAGACAUUUUAGUCAAAAAUUCAGUUUUUGGCUCAAAAAAGAAAAAAGGGGGGAAAAUAUGAGCUGAAAAAAGUAUCUACCUCCAGCCGAGUAAUUACAGCGACUUUUAUGCUGGACACAGAAAGCGCAGUGCUAUGAAAUCCAUGUAUUUUAAUAGCCCGAGCCAUGCAAUUGUGGUUAGUUGCUGCACUGACCAAAAUGGAAGAGAUCCAGCAUACGCUAUGGUCAAAGUUCAAAAUAGCUCAAAAUUCUGCUCAUGUAUGCACAUACUUAUAACUGCAUGAACUGCACAUGCUCACCGGAAUAGCAAAGUCUGCUCAAAUGACGUGCCAACACUAGAUUUCCAUGCCAUAUGCUUGAUCCUGCUGCUUGCAUUAGUGCUACUGUGCUGUCAUGGUAAUGGCGGUAAAAUGAUGCAUCUCGACUUGUUCACAGUUAUCAUAAUUUUAGCCAAUUAAAUGUUUUUAAAUAAAACAAUAAAUACUUACUACAAAGCAAUUUUGGUUUUCAGCCAAGUGCAUCCAGAGUUUUGUGUUUCAGACCUAAAUUUUCUCAUUCCUCACAUACCUAGUUUGCUUUGAUGUCUUUGGUUUGUUGGUCUGCUUUGCCUGCUCACCUUGCUUGUUUUUUAUUCAUUUACCCUUGUGAUGCCUUGUUUUUGUUAGCCUGUAUUGCAUUAUUAUCUUGCCAAUAAUAAACUUUGUUUGUGUCCAUAACCCAGAGUUUGGUCUGACAUCAACAGCACUGCACUUUUAAUUUUCACAUCAAGACUGUAAAACAGGAGUAUGGGAGUGCCUGCAUCUCUACUAACAAAUGAGGCAAAGAUAGUGUCUGUGAAGGAGAGAGGAUCUGUCACUCUAAAGCCUGAUGCUGUGAUUCGGAGAGACGAUCAGAUACUGUGGACAUUCGGACCGCAAGAGACUCUUAUUGCUGGAGUCAAUGGAAAUGCCAGAGAGAUCUCCACAGGUGAUGGUGCUGAUGGGAGAUUCAGAGACAGACUGGAGUUGGACCCUAAGAUUGGAUCAAUAACAAUAACAAACACAGCAAGCGAACAUGUUGGAGUCUAUAAACUGAAGAUCAUCAGCAGCACAGGGACCUCAUACCAAACCUUCAUUCUUACUCUCACACAGGAUGUGAUGUCAGUGUCAGAGGGUAGUUCUGUCACUUUAGUCACUGACACUGUAAUACAGAAUGAGGAUCUGAUCCAGUGGAUGUUUGGAGAUGAAGACCGUCUCAUAGCUCAAUUGGAAAAGACCACAGAUACAGUCGUCUUUCCUUAUGAGAUAUUUAAAAGUCUGAACCUUGACAAGAAGACUGGAUCUCUGACCAUCACAAACUUCAAAAACUAUCACUCAGGACUGUACAAACUACAGAUCAGCAACAGUGGCAAGAUAACCUCAAGCAAGACCUUCAAAGUGCUGGUAAACUUCAACAAAGUGUCAGUGAAAGAGGGAAAAUCUGUCACGCUAAAGGUUAAUGGUGAAAUUGGUAAAACAGAUCAGAUACAGUGGCUGUACGAAGAAAACUCUCUUCUAGCUGAAAUCAAGGAAGGGGGCAGAGAGAUCCUUACAUAUGAUACAGCUGAUGGGAGAUUCAAAGGCAAACUGAUGGUGGAUGACAAGACUGGAUCUCUGACCAUCAAGAACACCAGACCCGAACACACUGGACUUUAUACACUAAAGAUCAACAGCAGCACAGAGCCAUCAGAUAAACGGUUCUUUGUUUUAGUCAAAGCGAGUAUGAUAUUAGGAAAGGAGGGAAACAACGUCACUCUGAAUGUCAAUGCUAAACUACAAAGAGAUGAUCUGAUCCUGUGGAUGUUUGGAGACGAAAACAAUCUCAUAGCUCAAAUGAACGGAGAAACAUCAGAGAGCACAUUUACUGAAGCCGACGAGAGAUUCAGAGACAAACUGCUGCUGGACAAGAUGACUGGAUCUCUGACCAUCAGAGACAUCACAAACGAACACUCCGGAGCUUAUAAACUACACAUCAUCAGCAGCAAAAAGCCCAUCUACAGCUCAUUCAGAGUCUUUGUGUUUGGUGAAUCUGGCCCAAACACUGUGUCUGUGAUGGCGGGAGAAAGCUUAAUUUUGAUCACUAAUUUUAAUAUAGCGCAAGGUGAGGAGCCAAAGUGGACAUUUGAUGAAGAUGUGAGGCUAGCAUCUGGAAAGAACGGAGACGUCAGAGAGACUGUAUACGGGGAUGAUAAGAGAUUCAGAGGCAGACUGGAGCUGCAUCAUCAAAGCGCAUCUCUGACUGUGAACAACACCAGAAGCAGCGACUCUGGAGUUUAUCAGCUGACCUUCUGGAAUAGACACAAGAAACACAUUUGCUUGAAAGUCAAUGUUACCAUCUCUGAUGACUCCAGAAACACACUGAAUGAAUCAGUAAAUAUACAGAUGCCACAAUCAAGCAAUCCUGAGUUGAACAGACCUUCCUGAAAACUCAUAAACACUUUGAAAGCUGUAGAUACGUUUUGAAAUCUAUAUGAGACACUGAAAUGCUCUUCUUAGAUGUUUUAUUAUAGUGCAAAUAUCCUAAAAAAUCUUACAUCAAGAAGCAUUUUCUAGACUAGACUUUCUAGUCUUGUUCUAACAAAUAAUUAAAAAUAAUUAAGUGAGUUUUCUUAAAAUAAAAAAUAAAUCUGCCAAUAGUGUAAGCAAAAUAAUCAUGUUUCCUUUUGACAUAAGAUUAUUUAGUUUAUUAUAUUGCUUGUUUUAAGGAAAAACUUCUUUCUUAAACCAAGACAAUCUGUGUUGCUUGUCUAGAAAAUGCUUCUUGAUUUGAGAAUUUUUUAAUAUUUGAACUAGUA